GAGGGUAGAGCCCUCGCAUGGGGCGAGGGAGGCCGCCGGUUCUGCCCCAGCAGCCGGCUAGCCGAAGGCACCCCGAUUACCAGAAAAGCCCAAAUAGGGGGGCGGUCUCGGCGCUGGUUCGUUUCCUCCUGAAAUGAUGAGUGACGCUUAGCCCAGGGCCGGAGAGGGCAGUCAGUCUGUGCUGCCCACGAGAGGGGCCGGGCCAACCACUCCUCCUUUGCCCCGCCAGCAUCCGGGGUUACAGCAGGGGCCGGCGCAAGAGCGAAAAGGGCUGGCUGCAUCGAGGGCGCCGCCCCCAUGGCGCAGAACAGCCAUGGAGGAGCUCGCCGGCGGAUGGUUCCAGGUCGGGUUCCACUUCGGGGAGGCGACGGAGGCCGGCCUGGCGCCGGUGCCGCUGGACAAGGCCGGGCCGGGGCUUCGCCGGGUGAGGCCGAGCUGGAGCUUCGCCGGGAUCGUCCGCGCCGGCGGGUCCACCCCGGUUCUGCUGCAGGGUGGGGUGCGUGCCGUGCUGCCCCAGGACUGCCUGGAUGUGCUGCCGUCCGAGACGCACGUGCUGGUGCUGCGGGAGGCUGCGCUGGAAGGCUGGCCGGUGGAGGGUCUGGCUCUGAUCCUGGACGGGAAGCCAGCCUGGCGGUGUGAGCUUCUGCCGGAGGACGCGGCAACCGCAGACCUGCCGCUGGUGCCUGGUGGGUACGUGACACCUUGCCCCCCUUUCUUCAGGCCUCUGCCUUCCGUCCUGCAGGUCCGCAAGCUGGCCCUGGGCCAUGAGCAUGUGGUGCUGCUGGGCAAGCAGGGGGCCCUCUUCUCGUGGGGAGGUGGCAGGCACGGGCAGCUGGGUCAUGGGGACCUGGAGAGCAGGACAGAGCCGCAGUUGGUGGAAGCCUUGCAGGGCGUGCCCCUGGUGGACGUGGCUGCUGGAGGGUGGCAUUCGGCUAGCAUCAGCGAAAUAGGAGAUUUGUACAUCUGGGGCUGGAAUGAGUCGGGACAACUUGCACUGCCUUCCAAAUCACUGGCUGAAAGCAAAGCAACCACAGCAGAGGCAAACCAAGGUGACAAGAAACUGAGCUUGGCCCAGCCGGAGGAAGCACAAGGCCCCCACAAAGCUACAUUCAUUUCAAUCCAAGCCUUCCCCGCUUUGCUGGAUAUGCCUGAUGGGGCAGAUGUCCAAAAGGUCAGCUGUGGAUCACGACACACAGCAGCUGUGACAUUGUCUGCUGGCGCACAGCCUGUUACACCCUUCCUUGUCUUCCAGGCACCGGAGAUCUCUACACCUGGGGCUGGGGUAAAUACGGCCAACUGGGGCACAGGGACACUGCCAGCUCUGAUGAGCCACGGAGAGUGCGCUGCUUUGUGGACUGGGGUCUUGGUGUGGUGGAUGUUGUAUGUGGACCAUGGACCACCUAUAUACAUACUGUGCCACGAUGAGACGCAGGAGGAACAGCUGCAACAAGCCAGAAACCUUUGUGUCGCAGUGACCUGAAACAGACAGCAUGGAUGAACAGGACUUGCUCCCUCUCGCAGCCCACGAUUGCAGAGAGCUGCCUUCAGCUCCUUUCAACAAUGCCAAGUGCCAGAGCAUCCCAUCCAAGGCAAGUCUUGUAACUUCAGGCUAAUGUUUUGCCUACCUCAACCUACAUGUCCAUGUUCCUGUUACAACUACUUCACUGCAAGGCCGUCUUCAGUUGAAAGAGCGCUGCAUUUUAGCACCUCACAAGUACAACACGGAUGCAGAGUCGUAUUUUAUAAGGUAUAUUUUAUGUAGAGCUAAAUUGCCAUGAAAAACAAAACAGGUGUUGGAACAGUCAUUUUGUUAAUAAAGCUACUGCGGCUGCCAUCACCGCCCUUAUUGGCCUGCAGUCAGGAUACAAUCAUUCUUUUGAUGGAAGGCCAGACAUGAGUCAGCAGGACAGUAGGGGGCGCUCCUGACGAAAGGGGGAGUCUCUCCAGCAAGGAGAGACUUGGGGGUGGAGGGUUAGACUGUUAUCAUCAGCGAAAAGCCCAGAACGAUACAAUUGAUUAUUCAUUAUGUAGGACAGCAGAUAAACAAGAUGUGAACACAGUGCCAUAAAAAUAAAUAACAAGGCGACUGUAGUGAAAAGAAGGUGCAAAUCUAGCCAUGAUAAUGGGGGUAGGGAUGGCAGAAGCCCCCUCCUGUCCCUCGGAGAAAGAGGUCAACUGCCACAGUUCAGAGGCAGGAGCAAGAUGAGGCCAGUGCUGUACCAUUUGUUGUAAGGAUUACCAAAGCCAGAUCAAGGGCCAAGUUGUACGCCUGCCCUCCAGAGCAAGACACCUGAGCAAGCCUGUUAACCCAAAGGAAACCAGGCGAGAGGUGCCUGCUUGGCCUCUCUGCUGCCCCCCUCUUCUGUUACAGCCAGAACGACUCCCGCACUACCACUACAAGCAACUGCAUGAGCACCAGAGGGCAGCAGUGACAUUGCUCCUUCCACUCCUCCUUAUGCGGAUGGAUAGAACCCCUUGUGCUUCAGUGAGCACUAGCCAUCUGGCCCACCCUACUCCCUGCCUAGCACAGGGAGAAAAAGGGGCCCCGGAGGCACCCAGGGGAGCAGAAAAAGGGGCCCCGGAGGCACCCAGGGGAGCAGAAAAAGGGGCCCCGGAGGCACCCAGGGGAGCAGAAAAAGGGGCCCCGGAGGCACCCAGGGGAGCAGAAAAAGGGGCCCCGGAGGCACCCAGGGGAGCAGAAAAAGGGGCCCCGGAGGCACCCAGGGGAGCAGAAAAAGGGGCCCCGGAGGCACCCAGGGGAGCAGAAAAAGGAGCCAAGCUCCCUGCUGCUGCUGGAACCCUAAACUAGACAGCCAGUUGUGCCCGAGAGUACGCCCGGUUCUGGAAACCCUUUGCAUUGUUACAUUUUAUUCUUUUUAAAAUAAAAACACUAUAAAAAUCAUUGCAGUAAAAACAAGUAACCAAUAGUUAAAAGUGGCCCUCUGUCCACUGCCACAGGGCAACAGUACCAGACAGGGCUGGGAUGGAAGCCGCCGAGGUUGGCCCAGCCCUAGGAAGGUCAGGUGGGGCCAGCGCCUCUUUGCUGCCUCCCGUCCUUGAAGUGCACAGCACGUUCCCUUUCAGCUCUCAAUAUUGGAAGCUGUGGAAUUGAGGAUGUGGGAUUUGGACUCAGAUCUGGAAGCCUUUGAAAGUUCUUGCUGUGAAGAAAGAAAAACAUUCACGUGAAGUAGCUGAACAAGGCAGGCCCAAACAGCCCGUGUGCAUCACAGACUGGUGCAGAAGGGAAGGGGAGGCGUGCCAUGACCACACAAUUGAGGGGCACCUUCCACACAAGGACCAAGCCUCUUGCACAUGUGUUACAUGGAAAUGCAUGUGAGGACGAUCUGACCAGUUAAAAGCAAAGAGGUGGGUAGCCCUCCUCCAAAUCCCCCUCCCCCAGGCCCUGGAUCCAGUUUACCUCUAUGCAUGCUCCUCCCCGCUCAUUUCAGACAAUACAUACAUCAUGCCAGGGCUUAUUACACAGGCUUGCAUGUAAGAGUUUAGCCAUGAAGUGGCACCGGGAGAUGGCUGCAAGGCCAGGCAAUGUCCGUGUUUGAGGCCAACCUAGCAGAGGAGAUGGGCGAGGGUGGGCAAGACAGUGGCGCUCUGCUGCAUGGAGGGACUGGGCUGCAGGCUGCCACUGAGGAGGGGGCGUGCUCCUGCUCUUGGGAAGGUGAUAAACUGAGGAAUGUUGGACUCUCGAGGGAGCAGAGGCUGCUGCCAUCCACCUAGGGGAGGGGGGCCUGCCACAGCCUCCUGCCCUGAGGAAGACUUCUGAAGCAGCAUGCUUGGCCCUGGGUCCGCUGGGACUCUGCAGGGCAGCUGCCGGUGUCAGGAAGAGGCAGGUGCUGGCGGUGUGCAGCCCCGUCGCAGGGAGGAGAACAGAGCGGCCUGUGAUGGCUGUCAGAGUAGAUGCGUUGAGAGAAGAGGGAAAUUACCACAAACUCGGAAUAGGUGCUGGCAACAGAGUUAAUGCUGCAGGCGCGCUGGGCAGGGGCUGUGGAGAUGCACCCACCGCUCAGAGCUGCUCUGUUGAGCUGAGGCACGUUUUCCUUGUUGCGCUCCAGAGGGCCUGGGCGAGAAGGCUUGGAGACCGUCUGGCUGGGAGUCCGGACAGGCUGCAGAGGCAGAGGGGAGCGUAAGCACUGCUGGUUAGGGCUUUUGGCAACAGUGCUGCGGGAGCCCUGGAGAGAAGCGGCACAGAAAAGUGGAGGGCAGCACAUUAAGCCACUGGGAGGGGCGACAUUCUAGGAUUCAGUGUGCAGAUUCUUUCCUUGCUGCGCAUAAACAUGGCAACAGACCUUUUCCUGAAGUCCAUUGAAGUGGGUCCCUUUUCUGCUUGUGAUACACAUCACUUGGAUAAAGGGGGCAUGUGUGAGAAGCAACAAAGUGUUGUAGCGUUAAGUGCUGCUUCUUUUCACUGUUCUGGUCAGCAAUACCCUCCCCUCCAUGAUACUCCAUUCCAUUCUAUUCUGGGUUCCCUCCAUUGGACUGUAUUUAUCCAUCCUCCUUUAAGCCCCCCUCCCAAGCUGACUGCAUCGUGGUUCUAUUUUUAAUCUUAUACUUAAUUGUACUUUGUGUAGAGAAUUUGUUAAAAGGUAACUA
Rhineura floridana is the source of this 4605-nucleotide messenger RNA. It is a transcript of the gene RCCD1, whose product is annotated as RCC1 domain containing 1. The coding region runs from base 314 to 1480 and encodes 388 amino acids. The transcript has 8 exons. The record is from RefSeq and is a predicted model, not a curated record. Lineage: Eukaryota; Metazoa; Chordata; Lepidosauria; Squamata; Rhineuridae.